AUGAAGUUCUCUCUUUCUUCCAUGUUGCUCAUGGGGCUUCUGCCCCAGACUUUCGCUCUGCCCAUCGCCAACGAGACGUCUAUCUACGAUGCCAUCAUCGUCGGAGGCGGUCCGUCGGGUCUUAGUGCGCUCAGUGCCCUCGGCCGAGUAAGGAGAAACGUGCUUCUCAUCGACUCGGGCGAGUACCGCAAUCAACCCACAAGACACAUGCACGAUGUUCUCGGCUUCGACGGCGUCACCCCAGCUUGGUACCGCUACGCGGCCCGCAAGCAGAUCGAGUCCUACGAGACCGUCUCCGCCAUCAACGGCACCGUCACGAAGAUCGAAGGCAGCGAUGCCGACAACUUCGUCGUCUCGUACACCUGCAGCGCCAACCAGACGACCACCGUGAAGGCUCGCAAGAUCGUUCUCGGCACCGGUCUGCAGGACGUCCUCCCCUCCACCCCCGGCAUCGAGGAGAUCUGGGGCAAGGGCCUGUACUGGUGCCCCUGGUGCGACGGCCACGAGCACGCCGACCAGGCCCUCGGCCUCCUCGGCGACCUCACCGACGUGCCCAGCCUCGUCCGCGAGAUCCUCACCCUCAACACCGACCUCGUCGCCUUUGUCAACGGCACCGACACCCCCGAGAACCGCAACGCGACCGAGGCCAAGAACCCCAAGUUCGAGGAGUUCCUCGCCCUCCACAACGUCACCGUCGAGAACCGCACCAUCGCCAGCGUCACCCGCCUCCAGGACGGCGGCGACCACCCCGCCGACCCCUCCCUCCCCACCGCCCCCGAGAAGGACCUCUUCCGCGUCGACUUCACCGAGGGCCCCUCCGUCGAGCGCGCCGCCUUCUUCGCCAGCUUCCCCGACGAGCAGCGCAGCUCCGUCGGCGCCGACGCCGGCGUCGCCCUCUGGGGCGGCCGUCUCGCGGCCGAGGUCUCCAAGGGCUUCGCGACCAACGUCGACGGUAUCUACGCCAUUGGCGACGCCAACUCGGAUAACAGCACCAACGUGCCCCACGCGCUGUACACCGGCAAGAGGACUGCUGUUUUCUUGCAUGUCAGGCUUGCGAAGGAGGAUCAGGCCAAGGAGACCGGUAUUGACUUGGCCUCCCUGUUGAAGAGAGAUCUUGAGGUCGAGCAGCGCUCCGUGUGGGAUCUUGCGAACGGUCAGCCCGGUGAGAUCUUGUACGCUGGGGAGUUUGACCAGUAG
Molecule: messenger RNA, 1197 nt
Organism: Colletotrichum karsti
Lineage: Eukaryota; Fungi; Ascomycota; Sordariomycetes; Glomerellales; Glomerellaceae
Exons: 3
Coding region: 1-1197 (398 amino acids)
Molecular function (GO): oxidoreductase activity
Source: RefSeq, a predicted model, not a curated record